AUGAUGGAUACUAUGAAAAACAUUCUCAUCAACCCUGCUACUCCAAUCGUUCUCUACACAGCCUACAAAGUCCUCAAUCUCGCAAAACAAGCCAAGCGACUUAAUUCGUUCACCGACCAGCAUUACAAACCAUCUGGUCAGAAUUUUUUCGGCUCCUUUGCCGAGUUUAUCAAAACAAUGCGAAUGUCCAUUGAAGACGGAUCAAUUUCCGAAGAGUUUCUUUUUUGGCGACAACGAAAAUUCAAGGAGUCGCAAAACAGUGCCUUCCCAGGAACUUGGAUUUUCAAAACUCUUCCUUGGCGCCAAUUAAUGUACGUUGCCGACCCGAAAUUAGUCGAAAUGAUGGCUCAAAUCCCCGCUUCCUCAGUCACACAAGGCGGCUUUGCUGGCGAUCUUCUAGAACUCGACUCCCGAGGAUUCAAAAACGGCCUCGUCAUGCUCGAACACGACGACUGGAAGAAACAGCGUAAGAUCAUCAGCCAGAUUUUCCGACGAAACCAGCUCGACAACUACAUUGAAACAAUGGACCAAGCCGCGAUCACUUUCACCGAAAAACUCGCCGAGCAAUCUUCCUACUCAAAAUCCGGCGCGUACGAGAAAUCCCGACUUUUCGUCUACGAAAUCCUCUUCAAGACAAUCUUCGGCGACGCAACUGCCGAGGUGCAGACCGACAAAACUUACGAGCCAAUCAUCAACACAUUCCAAAAACUCGGUGACGCUAUCAAUUCGAAAAUCAGAAGCCUUCCUCUCAUCCUCCUCCUCAAGAAAAUUCCCCUUGGAAUCGAACUCGCCAAGAAAUUCUGGAAGCCGCUUCGAGAAGAACAGGAGCAUCAGCAUUCUAGAGAUAUCUACCUCGAAAAAAUGGUCGAAAAAUCCCGAGCCGACCACAACGAAGGAAUCGAAAACUCCGACUUGACUUCAAUCCUCAUCAGAAGCCAGGAAAAACUCGGAAAACCUGCUCUCUCCAACGCUCAAAUCCACUCUCAUCUUUUCACCUUCCUCUUUGCCGGACAUGAAACUACCCUUGCCGCACUCAGCUGGGCUCUCUUCCAUCUCGGAGAAAACCCAGAAUGCGCCGUGAAGAUCCAGGAGGAGUUUCAUAACCUCGGCGGGCAAAUGAACCGACAAACGAUUUCCAACGCUAAAUACACUGAAGCAUUUAUCAAAGAAAUUCUCCGAAUUCGACAUGUUGUCGACAUGAUGGUUCCGCGAAAGCUUAUUGAAGACGUGUCCCUCCCCGAUGGGCGAGUCCUCCCUAAGGGUCUCCAGUACAUCGUCGACUUGGGCAACAUCCACCGAUCCGAAGCUCAAUUCGGCUCAAACCCAACAAAAUUUGACCCGACCCGAUUCCUCGAGCAGCCGAAAAUGGCCAACAAAAAAGAAGGCAAAUACAGCUUCAUGCCAUUCGGCGGCGGCACUAGAAUGUGCGUUGGAAACCACUUUGCCAUGCAAAUGCUCAAAAUUGCAGUUCUCCGAGUUGCUUCAACCCUAAAAACAGAAAACCAGCACAACGGAGAGGUUCCAAACCAAAUGGAAGGUGUCUCCUGGCGACCGAAAUCUGGAACUUUGGCGCAAAAAUUCACCUCUUUGUAA
This is a messenger RNA of Oikopleura dioica, 1593 nucleotides long. The record is from the annotation of a GenBank genome assembly. NCBI's taxonomy places the organism in Eukaryota, Metazoa, Chordata, Appendicularia, Copelata, Oikopleuridae.